Lemur catta (Ring-tailed lemur) is the source of this 1207-nucleotide messenger RNA. It is a transcript of the gene YIF1B, whose product is annotated as Yip1 interacting factor homolog B, membrane trafficking protein. Lineage: Eukaryota; Metazoa; Chordata; Mammalia; Primates; Lemuridae. The transcript has 8 exons. The coding region runs from base 61 to 993 and encodes 310 amino acids. Gene Ontology annotation, cellular component: Golgi membrane; endoplasmic reticulum membrane; COPII-coated ER to Golgi transport vesicle. Gene Ontology annotation, biological process: endoplasmic reticulum to Golgi vesicle-mediated transport. The record is from RefSeq and is a predicted model, not a curated record.
GCUACGGGAGCCGGGCGGGCACGUUACGAACCGCUGUUGAGGUGGUGGCUGCGGCGAAGGAUGCACCCGGCAGGUUUGGCGGCGGCGGCGGGGACGCCCCGGCUGCCCUCGAAGCGGAGGAUCCCUGUGUCCCAGCCAGGCAUGGCUGACCCCCACCAGCUUUUCGAUGACACAAGUUCAGCUCAGAGCCGGGGCUAUGGGGCCCAGCGGGCACCUGGCGGCCUGGGCUACCCCUCAGGCUCCACCUCGCCCCAGACCGCCUUCCUGGCUGAUCCUGUAUCCAACAUGGCCAUGGCCUACGGGAGUAGCCUGGCCGCGCAGGGCAAGGAGCUGGUGGAUAAGAACAUCGACCGCUUCAUCCCUGUCACCAAGCUCAAGUAUUACUUUGCCGUGGAUACCAUGUAUGUGGGCAAGAAGCUGGGCCUGCUCUUCUUCCCCUACCUGCACCAGGACUGGGAGGUGCAGUACCAGCAGGACACACCCGUAGCCCCCCGCUUUGAUGUCAACGCCCCAGACCUCUACAUUCCAGCCAUGGCUUUCAUCACCUACGUCUUGGUGGCUGGCCUUGCGCUGGGGACCCAGGAUAGGUUCUCCCCAGACCUCCUGGGGCUGCAGGCGAGCUCGGCCUUGGCCUGGCUGACACUGGAGGUGCUGGCCAUCCUGCUCAGUCUCUACCUGGUCACUGUCAACACCGACCUCACCACCAUCGACCUGGUGGCCUUCUUGGGCUACAAAUAUGUCGGGAUGAUUGGCGGGGUCCUCAUGGGCCUGCUCUUUGGGAAGAUUGGCUACUACCUGGUGCUGGGCUGGUGCUGCGUGUCCAUCUUUGUGUUCAUGAUCCGGACGCUGCGGCUGAAGAUCCUGGCAGAGGCGGCGGCCGAAGGGGUCCCAGUGCGCGGGGCCCGGAACCAGCUGCGCAUGUACCUGACCAUGGCCGUGGCGGCGGCGCAGCCCCUGCUCAUGUACUGGCUCACCUUCCACCUGGUGCGGUGAGGCGCCUCCCGCUGCGGCUCCCGGUCGCCAAGCUGCCGCCGGACUCAUCUCCGCCCGCCGCCCGGGUCCGCCCCGCCCGGGCGCAGGCGCCGCCCCGUCCCCAGGUCCCCUCCCCGCCGCGGUGCUGAGAUCUCCAGCUGCACAGGCCGCCCGCGCGGCCGCUGUUACCGAAACAAUAAAGCCCGAUGGGCACGGCGUGGGCCGCCUCUCCUUG